This is a messenger RNA of Caenorhabditis sp. 36 PRJEB53466, 1731 nucleotides long. Lineage: Eukaryota; Metazoa; Nematoda; Chromadorea; Rhabditida; Rhabditidae. The record is from the annotation of a GenBank genome assembly.
AUGGAGUCGAUAUUGGAAACUAUCCGGAAUUUACACGAGGAGAGAGAACGGCUCAUGGAUACAAUCGUCAAGGAAAAAAUUGCAGAAAAGCUUACUCACAAGGCUAAAGUUAACAGCGAGCAAAGAGUGAAGAAGUUUGUUGAUGUAAGUUAAUUGCAAGAAAAAACUAGCGCUAAUUUCAAGUUUCAGAGAUAUUAUGACGUUUCUGUCGAGCUGUCAAGACUCUACAAGGACGAGGACAACGCGAAGAGCAUUGAAAUGGACGCGAUUUCCGGACCGAACGAGUUCGCUGAGUUUUACUCUCGCCUGAAGGUCAUCAAGGAUGCUCACAGAAGAAACCCAGAUGAGGUUGGUAAUUAAUGCGUUUCAGGUUUUAAAUUUUUUCUUUGCAGCUUGCUGAGCCGUUAACCGUCGAAUUCCAAAAGAUCAACGAGGAGAUUGCGAAUCCAGAAAGAGCUGAGCCAGAUAUGGUCGAGUUCAGCGACGAAGAAGCGUAUGGCCGCUUCCUCGAUCUGCACGCACAGUUCGACAAGUUUAUCAAUCUGAAAAACAUCAAAAGAGUCGACUACAUGACCUAUCUGCUCAGUUUUGAAAAGUUCCUUGACAUCCCGAAGAAUACCACGAAGAAAACUGGAGCUUACAAGGAUUAUGUGAAUUCCCUGAAAGACUACCUAGUCUCGUUCAUGCAAAGAACUCGUCCUCUUCAUGAUCUGGAUGCUGUAUUCGCGGAAGUUGAUGCGACAGUUAGGAAGGCAUUCGAAGAGGGAACUCUUCCCGGAUGGGAAACUGAGAAGAUCAAGAACGGCCCACAGGCUUCUGCUGUUGACUUGUCGCCCUACAACAGUGCCGAGGAGCUCGAAGGACUAGGCCUGGAACGGCUGAAAGGAGCACUCAUGGCUCUCGGACUGAAAUGCGGAGGGUGAGUUGAUAACUUAUUUUUGUUGAAGCUUAAAUUCGAUGUUUUCAGAACACUCAAAGAACGUGCAGAAAGAUUGUUCGCCACGAAAGGACACAAACUUUCUGAUCUUGAGAAAGCCGCGAUGACAUCGAACAAUACGGAUGCUGAAAAGCAGAAGGCAAGGAAUCUGGCUAUUGCUCAAGCCGAAGCUCAUAUCAUGGCCCUAGCGGAGAUUCUGACCGAGGAACGCACUGGCACACGUGAGAAUGUCGAGAGAAAGCAGGCGAGAUCUGCCGGAGAAGUCGAAGAGGAAGAAGAGGAGGAGCCAAUGGUAGGUUGAAUCAAGAGUUAUCCUAUUUUAAUUCAUAAUUACAGAUCGAAGAAGAAGAGGAGGUUGAUGAGAGCGCACCGUACAAUCCGAAGAAUCUGCCGCUCGGCUGGGACGGCAAACCGAUUCCAUACUGGCUUUACAAGCUCCACGGACUCAAUCUGUCCUUCUCGUGCGAGAUCUGCGGAAACCAGAAUUACAAAGGACCAAAGGCUUUCCAAAAGCACUUCAACGUUAGUUAAUUUCCUUAUUAGCCAACAAAUUAUUUGUUAUUUUGCAGGAAUGGCGUCACUCGCACGGAAUGCGCUGCCUUGGUAUCCCGAAUACUUCACACUUCGCCAACAUCACCAAGAUCAAGGAUGCCCUUGAUUUGUGGAACAAACUGAAGACCGAGAGGGAAGUGGCCAGGUGGAAUCCGGACAUCGACGAGGAAUAUGAAGACUCGAGCGGAAACGUCGUCACUCGGAAGAUGUACGAAGACUUGAAGAGACAAGGACUCCUGUAA